AUGGCCGCUCUUUUGUUCUACGGGUUGUUGGGACCAGCAGCCAUACUGUGUGUGGCAGCGCAGAAGGACACAGUGAACCCUUCCGACAGACCCAUGAGUAAGUCCAGGACGGAAAUGGUAGAACUUCUGGCCAAGCUCCAGGGACACCCAGCGAUACAGAAUCGGCUCAGUCCAUCGUCUCCGGGAAACAAAGUGAACAUUUCUGUUGAUAUUGUUGUAAAACAGGUCUUUGGCAUUGAUGAACUGACGCAAAUCAUUGACUCUUUCGUUCACUUCCGGGUAAAUUGGCAUGAUUAUGACCUCACGUGGAACCCACAAGAAUUUAGUGGACUGGAGCAGGUCCAUCUGGAUAAAGACAAAAUAUGGUACCCCAUUCUAAACAUUAUCAACGCUGGAGAUAGUGAGUCUUUUGUAAUAGACGCCGAUCAGGUGGUUAGUCUUUGGUACAACGGAACUGCCCAGUUCCACUCGACCAAGUUCCUUAAAUCGACGUGUAACGUGGACCUCACAGACUACCCUACGGAUGUUCAGAAAUGUCAGAUCAAUGUUGUUCCAUCAGUCGCAACCCCGGAUGUGUGGAUCGAGCAUGGGCAAACAAUUGAGACUCAAGAGUUUGAAGUGAAAGGUGCAUGGAAGAUUGUCAGUAAGUCCACGGAACAUGGAAAUACGGCGAGAUAUUCCUACAUCAAUGUUCAUUUGGAGCUCCAGAGGCGAGGAUUGUUCUACGCAGUGUGCCUGCUGCUGCCACUGUUCUCCACAUCCCUGCUGACGGUCUUCGUGUUCUUGAUCCCACCAAACGCUGGGGAGAAGGUGUCUUUCCUGGUCUCUAUUGUCCUGGCUAACACGAUGAUGCUGAAUCUUCUAGGAAGCAUCAUACCCCACAGCAUUGACAAAAUGCCUAGUUUUCUCCUCUUCAUCGUUGGAGUCAUCGUCCAGAACUUGUUAGCGUUUGUCUGCACGCUAAUCGUAAUCAGAAAGCACGAACAGGAGCAGACAACGGAGGCACAUGGCAUGUUUCAAACUGCGUCUCAGCUGGGAGCACAGCUGAACAACUCAGACCAAGCUUUCACAGAUCCGAGACGAUUAACCUCCAAGAAUGUCAUUUACUCAACUGGUAAGAGCUUUCAAAGAAGCGUAAGAACAUCCUCAAAUGCAGUAAGCCCUGACUCAACGAGUGCAGCGACCAGCGGUAAGGAGGCUCAGUCUUCAUCCAGAGGCUGCUUUCCGUGUAGAACCAGACUGAAGGAUUGGUACAAGAAAGUCAUCUCCAUCCGAGCCUCCACACUGGAUACAAUCUUUUUCAUUGUUUUUCUGUUGGUGUUUCUUGUAUUUACAGCUAUUGUCAUGAUUUGA
This is a messenger RNA of Candidula unifasciata, 1353 nucleotides long. The record is from the annotation of a GenBank genome assembly. Lineage: Eukaryota; Metazoa; Mollusca; Gastropoda; Stylommatophora; Geomitridae.